GUCAUCAAACGGCGACCCUGUUGUGUCAACACAGACCGAAGCUAACGGGCGACGAGUGAAGUUAGAACUGCCACUCCUCUCUCCCACUUCAACGUUGUGUUUGGCUCUGCGGAACUGAAUGAGGUGCAGCUUUCUGCCAGACAGAGCCGUUUCAUAAGUGCUGCUGCUGCUGCCAGGAUGGGCCAGCAGCUCUCAGGUCAGGCGGUGAUGACCCGUCUGCCUGAGAAGCUGGUGAAACACGCCGGGUUGGUGCGUGACAGCGGCUACCUGACCUACGAGGAGUUUCUGGCGAGGGUGUCCGAACUUAACGACGUUACGGCCAAGCUAGCUACUGGACAGCAGAAGCACCUGCUGUUUGAGGUGCAGCCAGGAUCCGAUGCCACGGCCUUGUGGAAGGUGGCUGUCAGAGUCCUCUGCACCAAGAUCAACAAAGAGAUCGGCACGAUGGAGGCGUCGCGCAUCAUGAACCUGUACCAGUUCAUCCAGCUGUACCGAGACAUCACCAGCCAGGCCGCUGAGGUGCUGUCUGCAGAGGGCGCCACCGAGGGCUCGUCCGCCCAGCUGCCCUCCACCGACUCCUGCCAGGCCAGCAUGUGGAUGGGCAGAGUGAAGCAGCUGACCGACGAGGAGGAGUGCUGCAUCUGCAUGGACGGAAAGGCCGACCUCAUUCUGCCCUGCGCUCACAGCUUCUGCCAGAAGUGCAUCGAUAAAUGGAGCGGGCAGAGCCGGAACUGUCCCAUAUGCCGCCUGCAGGUGACCGCUGCCAACGACUCGUGGGUAAUGUCUGAUUUCCCCACGGAGGACGACAUCGCCGGCUACAUCCUCAACCUGGCGGACGAGGCGGGGCACCCACACAGGCCUUAACACACACACACGCACACACACACACACACACACACACACACACACACACACAAGCACAUAGAGCCCAUUGUGUGACCCAGAGGAGGCCGAACAGCACCAAGUAGACGUGACAUGUCGCAACACUAAAUGCCACUUUUUCACACUCACGCAAAACAAAAAAAAGCUAACGAUGCAGAAGAAAACCAGCAGGGUUUCCUCCUCCUUUUGUCUCUUUUGUCUCUUUUUAAGUCCUUUAAAAACAAAUCCCAGGAGGCUCUUUGUAACCCAAGUAUUGUAGAUGUGGAGCUUUAUGGGAAAUGUGUGUGAUAAUACGUUGUCUGUAUUUCUAGUAUGUUUAUAAUAAAUCAUAAUCUAUUCAUUUAACACACAGAUUUACCAAAGGUACAGUGAUUUCUGGGUUAAUCUCAACCCCACUGGGUGAGGAGGACUUGUGUGUUGGGAAUGAGGCACUUUAUGAUAUGAAAAUGUUUCAUGUUGAUGUGACGGGACAAAGGAGGCCAAAGCGAGGUCAGCCUCUCGUAUUCAGAGCGGGUCGGUGGCUUCGACUCGGAUACUCAUAGUCGAGAAAUUCCAAUAAAUAAUAGUUUUGAAAAAUGUGCCGAUUCACUUUUCUUUGGGAUCGUUGGAUGAGAAGAUCGUUGGAAGUUUGCAUCGAUCGUCUCGUCGAACUCUCCGUCAGAAAGUGAAUUUUGGUUCCCCUAAAAUGUAGAAUAUUUGCAAAUCAUCUGAUUUCUGGUCAGACUGUAAAAAGCUUUAUAAACUUUAUUUUCCAGGCGUGACGCCGUUCUGUGGUCAGUUGAACAUCGCCCUGCAUGUUUAUAUCCCACAUGACACGUGCCUUAUGCGCACCUGUCAUGAACUGACAUGGAGGCUGAUUCUGGUCUUUUGUGUGUGUGUGUGUGUGUACAGAACUAAAUAGUUUUAUAUGAUUUUUGCCAUCACUUUAUUAAGUUUAUUUUAAUCUGCUUGCUGUAGCAGUACUGUAGUUUACAUAACCCAGUCUUGUCUUCGCCUGUGAUCGAAGACAACUGAUUUAUUGAGUAUUUCUGACCUGGUUUCAUAACAUAAAAUCAUAUGCAGCACCUUUUAGUUAAGAGAACGGUGUUUCAGAAAAUGUGAAACUGUAUUGGCCUUCAUUUGCAUUAAAAACGAUGCAUUUAUAUUUUACUUAAUUCUAAAUUUAUAGUUACAGUUGUGAAAAUAUGGAAUGCUAAUUCUGCAUUUUGUUGUGUAUUCACUAAGGUAAUCAGUUUCACAUUUGACGAUAUUUAUAUUUAACAGAUUUUUUCCCAAAUAUGAGACGAUAACCUCAACUAUUUCAACACUUACGUGUUAUGAGCUUUUUAAAUAAAUUUGCAGAGUAGGCGUUUCCUUAAUAAAAAAAAUAAAAUAAAAAUAUAUAUAUAUAUAUAUAUAUAUAUAUAUAUAUAUAUAUAUAUAUAUAUAUAUAUAUAUAUAUAAUGUAUAUGUAUAUGUGAGUUCUCUUCAUUUAACAGACCAUAAACAUGUGAAAUGUAAGCACUUUGAAACGUCACUGUAGCUUUCUCUGUGUUUGUGCACUGAGACAACAGAUGAUUUAAUCUCUGGGGUGAAAAAUAUGAUCUGACCCUGUCAUCCUUUACAGAAGUACAACAAUAUGCAGCAGUAGGAGACGUUCUUCUUGCUUACUGCGUGGUCCAAUGUUCAAAAUGUAUAAACAAAGUUGUAAGAAUGAUAUAAAUGCUCAAUUUCCAAAGUAGAUUACUGUAAAAACAUUUGAUCCUACAGACAUGCAUUGUAUGUGAAUUUGCUGAAUGGAAGGAGGUGUAUUCAAAUUUAACUCGUACUGUGUUGUAUUAUCCUUAAUAAAGAGAUACUCACUUUUUGCA
Cyclopterus lumpus (lumpfish) is the source of this 2732-nucleotide messenger RNA. It is a transcript of the gene rnf141, whose product is annotated as ring finger protein 141. Gene Ontology annotation, molecular function: ubiquitin-protein transferase activity. NCBI's taxonomy places the organism in Eukaryota, Metazoa, Chordata, Actinopteri, Perciformes, Cyclopteridae. The transcript has 6 exons. The coding region runs from base 178 to 864 and encodes 228 amino acids. The record is from RefSeq and is a predicted model, not a curated record. Gene Ontology annotation, biological process: protein autoubiquitination.